Molecule: messenger RNA, 384 nt
Organism: Symbiodinium pilosum
Lineage: Eukaryota; Dinophyceae; Suessiales; Symbiodiniaceae
Source: the annotation of a GenBank genome assembly
AUGGUCUCGGCUACGCACCCGGAACCUACGCCAGUGCUAAGGAAGAGGUGCGAAAUUACAACACUGCAAUUCACAAAGAACUUCAACUGCGGGUCAGAUUCCCAAGAACUGACGGGGACGCUCACUCUGCAUCAAAUCUACGAGACCAAAGACAUCUCUUUCAAGCUGGACAAGACUCUGUUCAAGAAGCAGGUUGUCGAAGGUGAGGGCUAUGAAGUGCCCAAGGACGGCAGCCGCGUGCAACUCCGUGUUGAAGCAGCCGUAGACCAAGCCAAGACAGCCAUACCAUCUUUCCAACCGCAGGUGUUAGAGUUCGUGGCUGGCGACGGCGAGGUUGCGGAUGCUUUAGAGCUCUGCGUUGCGGAAAUGAAGAAGGGCGAGAAG